CAGGCGCACAGUAGUCGAUUAUUAUGUUGGUUUUAAGUGAGAAAAGAGAGAAUAAACAUGGAUAAAAAGAAGAAACCAUUUGAUGUGACAGCUUCAUCGCUAGUGGACCUUAAAGCUGAACUGUACAGAAAGCAGGAGCAAUUCAAACAAGAGAAACUUGGGCGAGAAACUGCUGGUGCUGGACUCAAACCCAAAGUCAAGAAACCUAAUGUGUGGAGCCAACAAAACGCUGGUGUUUCAGCAAGAGCGGAGAAAGAUGCAGAACAGCUGUCUGAGGAGCAGAAGAGCAUCGAUACAGCAAGACGCAGGCUGGAGGAGAAAGCUAAACUCUAUGAGCAGAUGACAAAAGGAGACUUUCCAGAUGAAGAGACAGAGGGACUGUUCCUGGUUGAUUUCACCCAGAAGAUUAUUGACAAAAAGAGAGAAGCAGUUGCACAGAAGGAAAUGGAAAGAGUUGAUGAGGAUGAGGAAAGAAGCAGCUCAUCUUCUGUCCCCGCUCCUCAAACCCCAGAUGAGGAAUGGGUGGACUUUGUGGACUCUUUGGGACGAUCUCGAAGAUGCAUGAAGAAAGACCUCCCAGAUUUUAAGAAAAUGGACCAAGACUUUAAAGGAAAAGGAAAAGCCUCGGCUGAGAAGACUUUACUCUCAGAAGACAUGCGUCGAGAGCUGCAGAGGCAGGAGUGGGAGAGGGAGGAAGAGGAAGCUAUGAAGAAGCCUGUUGGACCAAUCCACUAUGAGGAUAUCAGGGGGCAAGAGGCUCGGGAGCUCGGUGUAGGCUACUAUGCGUUUGCUCAGGAUGAAGAGCAGCGUAGAAAGCAGAGAGAUACUCUGGACAUGCUCAGAGAUCAGACAACAGAUCAGCGCAAUAAGAGGGAACGACUGAAGGAAAAGAGGCAGGCCAUCCUGCAGGCCCGGCUGGCCAAAGUCAGGCAGAGAAAGAUGAAGACAAACCUGAAUGGCAGUGAGGAAGAACAGAAAGAGGAGGAGAAUGAAGAUGGAGAGGAGGAAGGUGACUUAAUCGGACCCCCACCUCCCCCCGAAGACUGUCCAGAAGUCAGUAUACUGAAGAAGGUGGAAGUGGAGAUUCAGGAAAGGAAGGACACUAAACCAGGAAUUCCUCAUGUCAGAGAAUGGGACAGAGGCAAAGAGUCUAUGUUUAGUGAGUGGAAAACUCGGCGUCGGGAAGAGCGAGAUUCAGAGUUUGCGCCUCCCUCUGCAUAUUUUGGUAAUGAGAAGAGACCAAGAUCAGAGAAGACUGAGAUGCAACAGAAGAAAAAUUCCAAAAUGUCCUUCAAAUGGACAAAAGGCCCAGCAGAAAUCUCUGAGGGCAAAGGAGAACCAUGUCCAGAACCUAAAUCUACUCCUCCACCUCCUCAACCUCAACAAAAUCCUCCAACACCUUCACAGCCGUCACCCUCAUCUCCUGUCUCUGCUCCUCCUGUCAACCCCCAGCAUCCUCCUCCUCAAUUUUAUCCUCCAUUUCCUCCUCCACCUCAGUUUACAUUCCCACCUCACCUAUCCCCUCACUUUCCCACACUGUACCCAAACCAGUACCCACCCCACUAUCCCCCCCAUUACCCCCCCCAGUAUCCACCUCAGCCGCCCCCACAGCCCACAGACCACAGCCAGGCCCAGCAGCCCCCUCCUCCGGGUGCUUCUGAGAAUCUGGAUGACAUGCUGUCCUUCUACAGGAACUCUAUCUGAUCCUUGGAAUAUCUGACAUGUCUGCUGUUGGUUCAUAUUGUGAGUAAAUAUUGCGACCAUAGUGUGAUUCCUCUUAGAGAUCCAAAAAGCAGAGCCAGACAU
Molecule: messenger RNA, 1806 nt
Organism: Scomber japonicus (chub mackerel)
Lineage: Eukaryota; Metazoa; Chordata; Actinopteri; Scombriformes; Scombridae
Gene: ccdc174
Product: coiled-coil domain containing 174
Exons: 11
Coding region: 58-1704 (548 amino acids)
Cellular component (GO): nucleus
Source: RefSeq, a predicted model, not a curated record